Messenger RNA from Perca fluviatilis (European perch), 940 nucleotides. RefSeq names its product inositol hexakisphosphate kinase 1-like. Gene Ontology annotation, cellular component: nucleus; cytoplasm. The record is from RefSeq and is a predicted model, not a curated record. NCBI's taxonomy places the organism in Eukaryota, Metazoa, Chordata, Actinopteri, Perciformes, Percidae. Gene Ontology annotation, biological process: inositol phosphate biosynthetic process; phosphatidylinositol phosphate biosynthetic process. Gene Ontology annotation, molecular function: inositol hexakisphosphate kinase activity.
CACAACAUAUCCUCUCAGGUUACUGACGAUGUUUUAAAAUUGAAAAACAGCAGAGUUUCUAAUCAGCGGUGAGCUGGGAGGACAUCUGAGGGAGCCACGGUAACAUCAAACUGUUGGACUAUAUCUUUAAAUAUUUGUUUUGGGAGUCAGGUGUUCCAGGAAGUAGACGGCCCCAAUUGAUAUAAAAGUGGUGAGCCUGCCUACCUGACAUCCUGCCUCUUCUUCCCCCAAGCUGCCCCGCCACGCGCUGUCCUGAUUGGGUCUCUGUGCUGCCGGCGGUGGAUUGGAGCACUCUGAUUGAAGGCUUUGUGAGGUGGUUUUUCGGUCUGGCGCCGCCUCCCCCCGGGGCCGGUGUGCGCUCCCAGCAGCCCGUGGUGCCCUGCGCCCCCCCCUCCCCGUCACUGCACACCAGAGCCAAUGCCCAAGGAGGAGGCACGGUGCGUCCGCCAGGAGCCAUGUGCCUCCCUCACACCAACAACAUGGACAACAAGUUACAGGGGGCGGCACAGGGGGGAGGGGCUGCACUGCGACCACGGGCAGGAGGCGUUCCACUGGAGCCUUUCAUACACCAGGUGGGGGGUCACACCAGUAUGAUGCGCUACGAUGACCACACGGUGUGUAAGCCUCUGAUCAGCAGAGAGCAGCGCUUCUACGAGUCCCUCCCUCCAGAGAUGAAGGAGUUCACCCCAGAAUAUAAAGGUGUGGUGAUGGUUUGUUUCGAAAGCGACUCUGACGGCUACAUCAACCUGGUGGCCUACCCCUACGUGGAGAGCAACACAGAGGGAGGGGCCGCGGAGCACGAGGAGCGCGACCUCCCAGAGAGGGAGCAGCCGAGGAGGAAACACUCGCGGCGCAGCCUCCAUCGCUCCUCCUCGGCCUCCGAACACAAGGAGGAGCGGCCCGACAGGAGGGAGGCACACGACACCGACACUUCUGACAG